This is a messenger RNA of Oreochromis aureus, 2901 nucleotides long. RefSeq names its product NADH:ubiquinone oxidoreductase complex assembly factor 2 (gene ndufaf2). NCBI's taxonomy places the organism in Eukaryota, Metazoa, Chordata, Actinopteri, Cichliformes, Cichlidae. Gene Ontology annotation, biological process: mitochondrial respiratory chain complex I assembly. The record is from RefSeq and is a predicted model, not a curated record. The coding region runs from base 130 to 621 and encodes 163 amino acids. Gene Ontology annotation, cellular component: membrane. The transcript is spliced from 4 exons.
CAUUCUGUUCCCAACCCAUGAACCAUUGCAUAAACCACCACCGUGAGAGGACAAACAGCGGACAGAGCUGCAUUAAACUAUAUUUAUAUAUACAUACUCACACACAGGGGCUUUGGGUAGCCCUAUAAGAUGAGCAGGAUUGCUGCAAUUCUACGGCGUGGCUUCGGAGUAGUACGCGAGCACGUCGGGACCGAUCAUUUGGGGAACAAAUAUUACUUAAUCCCAGAGCAGAAGACAUGGACAGGAAGGAUUGUCCGUGCCAAGCGGAUAGUAGAAGCAGCCAAUGCUAAAGAAUAUGAAUAUAUGGAAGGCAGCAUUCCGAUGGAGUGGGACGCUUGGAUCCGAGGCAGACGGAAGGAGCCCCCCUCCAUCGAGGAGCUGCUGAAGAAUGAGUCCAGCAGGGAGCAGAUAAAAACAAAAGCCAAGGAGGUGGAGGAGAAAGAUCUGGCUCUGCUGGCUAAAGAGUACAAGGAGGGUCUGGUGGCGACUCCUGCGAGGACUGUGGCCAAGGGCCAUGCAGCUGCCACCAGCUUCGGCAAGCAAGAAUUCAACGAAGAACCAACCAGCACUGCAAACACGUUCCAGCCUGGCUCCUGGAUGCCCACUUCCAAGAAAGACUAAUCCAAUCAACAAAAGGGGCCCUACAAUAAAAUUACUUGAGAUUUAAUAUUGGAAAUUCCUUCCAGUAUAAUGUAGUCAACGUCCCCAUAAAUUUUGGGUGUUUGCGUUGCCAGACUGCAUUAUGGGGGUUCUUCUUUUCUUGCUGCUUGUGUCUGCAUUAUAUAUACACACACAAGAGUAUCCAUCACUUAUCUUGAAGCUGAAUUAAACUAAGUUCGUGCUGGUGAAAGACUGAAUGAUAAGAAACAAAACAAAAUGAAUAAAUUGCACUGAGCACAACUAGAAACAUCUUUCAGGGAAAGUGAAAUAAGUAUAAUUAAUUAAAUGUGGUUACAUUAAAUGAACUGUUAAUGUCUCUUUGUUACAGAAUAUUGAUUUGAAGAUCACAAAUAAUAAUAAUGUUGCAGUUUAUGGAUUUAAAGACCUUCUUCUCUCACUUAUUUUGACAGUAUAUGUUGGGCAGACACACGGUUCUGUGCAAAGUCUUGAGCUACUCCUGAUUUCUUUGUUUUGCUUGGAAAAUGGGAAAUAGAUGCAGCAAUUUAUCUGAAAUGUGCAAACCUAUAAAAAUACAGUAAACUAGGCAAAAAAAGUCAAUAUUUGGUAUCCCUGCCUUUAUUCUUCAGAACAGCCUGAACUCUUUUAGGCAGGUUUUCCUUGUAAUUUCUUUAAUUAUUCUACAGGAAUACUUCUUGAAGGACAUUUAAAGCUCUUCUUUGGAUGUUGGCUGCUUUUUGUUCUGUUUUCUGUCCUGAUGAGCCCACCCUGCUUCAGUAAUAUUGAGGUUCAAUCCAUGACUGAGAUUGUUCCAUUGUGUGUUUUUUCUAUCCACAUAUAUUUUUACUGCAUUUGAAAUGCAUUUGGGAUGAUUUUCAUGCUGAACAAUGGUAUUGCAUGGAGGAUCAUAAUCUGAUGUUCGUAAUUCCAUCAGUUUUAUCAAGAUCUCCAACAUCACUGGUUGAAACGCAGCUCCAAACCAUGACAGAGCCUGUGCUGUGUUUUGCAGAUGGCUGUAGAUGUUCACUGUUGUAUCUCUCUCCUGACCUCCUCCGUACAAUGCUCAUGACGAUUUAACCCCAAAAUGUCAAAUUUGCAUUCAUCACUGAAUUUUCAGUCUAGUUCUUGUAGAAUAACUCAGCCUUUUCUUCCUUUUUCUCUUUAAGCAUAGAUUCCUCACAGUCACCCUUCCACUGAGACCAUUUAUGAUGAGACUUUUGCAUCUGUGUCAGAUCUUUGCUGCAUUUUUUUUCCCCAUUUCUUAAGCACAUGACUUUCAGAUACCGUUCAUCUUCGAUAGAUAGUUUUGUUUAAGGCUGUCACUUCUUCUUUUGUCCAGAUUCUUCAAAUUUUUUAAGGGCAAACUGCUCAGCAUGCCAAAAUAUUCCAAUUUUUCACCCUGUUCUUGCAAAAAUACUAUUUUACACCUCUCCAAACUGUUAUCUUUGGCAGUUUUCAUAGAUUCUACUACAGAAAUGGUAAUUAUGUAUUUUUGUGACAGGCUGCUAGUAAUAAAGUGCCUAGAGGUACAAUUUGAAAUUGUUUUUUUUUUCUUUGUUAUGUGUAGACACAACAGUUAGGAGUCUUUUUAAUGCUUGAAGGAUUCGUUGUUAAGUUAGUGGUCAGUGGCUUACCAAAUUUUUAAAAAUCCUCUGAAAUGGUCAGGGAUAUAUUUUUGCUUUUUAUAUUGGAUACUAAGUAGAGAUUGACAGGAAAUUGGGGAGAAAGACAGGGGAAGACAAGAUUUUUGCACUGUACUGUACUAGUUAAAAGAGCAGUAAGGUCUAAUGUUAGCUUAAAACAGUCUUCAUUCUCAUGUCUGUCAUUCUAAACGCUGUCAUGAGACAUCAGUUCUCUGAACGCAGGGAAGUAAAACUAAGAAACAGAAAACAGUUACACUAAACUGCUUUGACUGCCUCUUUACAGGCUCACGAGUACUCAAGAAAGUCAGUCGCCACCCAUAAAAAUACCAACCCCUGUGGACUUUUGAAUGUUUUAUUUUACAACACUGAAUCAAGGUGAAGGUAAUUCACUUUCUACUUAUAAACAAAAAUAAAAAAUGUCUAAUAAAAUGAGCAAAGGUCUGCAUCCAAAUUAAACACAUACAGUGCAUGAAACACGAGUUGCUUGUAUAAUAUGUAAUCCUGGUUUACUAUUUUUGAAUUGAUAUUUACUAAAGGCACACUUGUUAAAUAUUCCUUUUCACCUUCCUGUACCAUACAUCAUGCUGAUCUGUUUGCUUUUAUAUUUUAGAACUCCAUAAUCAACAAUAAGACCUUGCAC